This is a messenger RNA of Punctularia strigosozonata HHB-11173 SS5, 1347 nucleotides long. RefSeq names its product tubulin-domain-containing protein. Gene Ontology annotation, biological process: cytoplasmic microtubule organization; mitotic cell cycle; mitotic spindle organization. The record is from RefSeq and is a predicted model, not a curated record. The transcript has 8 exons. The coding region runs from base 1 to 1347 and encodes 448 amino acids. Gene Ontology annotation, molecular function: GTP binding; structural constituent of cytoskeleton. Gene Ontology annotation, cellular component: gamma-tubulin complex; nucleus; cytoplasm. Lineage: Eukaryota; Fungi; Basidiomycota; Agaricomycetes; Corticiales; Punctulariaceae.
AUGCCCCGCGAAAUAGUCACUGUUCAGCUCGGACAAUGCGGCAACCAAAUGGGAUCGGUGUAUUGGCAACGCCUCUGCGCCGAACAUGGCAUCAACAAAGAAGGCAUACUCGAGGAAUGGGCAACCGAAGGAGGCGAUCGCAAGGACGUAUUCUUCUAUCAAGCUGACGACGAGCACUAUAUUCCGCGUGCCAUCUUGGUCGAUCUUGAACCAAGGGUGAUCAACAACAUCCUGACCUCGCCAUACGCGAAUCUGUACAACCCGGAGAACAUAUUUGUUUCCAAAGACGGCGGUGGUGCUGGUAACAACUGGGCUCAAGGGUUCGCAGCUGGCGAGCGGAUAUACGAGGAGGUUAUGGAGAUGAUCGAUCGGGAAGCUGAAGGCAGUGAUUCAUUGGAGGGUUUCAUGCUUAUGCAUUCCAUAGCGGGCGGCACGGGGUCUGGUCUCGGAUCAUUCCUCCUUGAACGAUUGAACGACAAGUUCCCGAAGAAGCUCAUCCAAACAUAUUCGGUCUUCCCGAACGCACAGGAGGGCGAUGUUGUCGUGCAACCGUACAACUCCCUGCUCACCCUCAAGCGACUGACGAAUCAUGCGGACUCGGUCGUUGUCCUCGAUAACGGCGCACUGGCACGUAUAGCUGCGGACCGGCUUCACGUUCAAACGCCAUCCUUCGACCAGACUAACCAAUUGGUAUCGACGGUCAUGGCGGCCAGCACGCAAACGCUCCGAUAUCCCGGAUACAUGAACAACGACUUGGUCGGCAUCAUCGCGUCAUUGAUACCAACUCCACGAUGCCACUUCCUCAUGACCUCAUACACGCCAUUUACAAGCGACCAGAUCGACAAGGCGAGACUUCCAGGUCGUGACUAUAUGCGCCCUGCCAAACCUAUCCGUCGCACGACUGUCUUGGACGUGAUGCGCAGGCUUCUUCAACCCAAGAACCGAAUGGUAUCGACGUUGCCCAGCAAGACGGCAUGCUACAUCUCGAUCCUCAACAUCAUCCAGGGAGAGGUUGACCCCACCGAUGUACACCAAUCGCUUCUGCGGAUACGCGAGCGACAACUGGCAAAUUUCAUACCUUGGGGCCCGGCGUCCAUCCAGGUCGCGCUCACCAGGCGAUCUCCCUACGUCGCCACCCAACAUCGCGUCAGCGGUCUCAUGCUCGCCAACCAUACCAGCAUCGCAUCCCUAUUCAAGCGAAUGCUCGACCAAUACGAUAGGCUCCGGAAGCGGAACGCCUUCUUGGAGCAGUACAAGAAGGAGAAGAUGUUCGAGAACGGACUGGACGAAUUCGACGAUGCUCGGUCAGUUCGGUUGGUUUUUUUUUCCCUGGUGCACACUGGCUGA